CUUUCGUUGGUACACCUGCGGACAUAAGUGUUAGUAGGAAAUAUCCAAGCGGUGACAGACUGUACUCGAAUUUAUUAUUCUUUGUUCACACUCAAAGGAAGAAAGACUUGAAUCAGUCCAGGGGGCUAAAACCACUCUCUGGAAUCUCACUGGAGCUGUGGAAUCAACACCACAAUAAAGAGAAGAAAGCUACUGUCGAAGCUACAAUUCAAGAAAAUAUUCAAUCUUCCAGUCUUAACACAUGCGUUAUCCACUCCAAUAUACUUCAGAAACGAAUUUAUGUUUCUAAAGAGCCUCAACGCCUCAGUUGUGACGUCGAAAAGCUACUUUCUGUCUCCAACUUUUUUAGUCUACCACAGUAUCAGACUCGAUCUUGUCCUGUUCUUCUUAACCAGACGUCCGUCACGACUAAAACUACGUCCAUUCAGACUGAUUCCACAGCUACAGUGUCUCAAAUUACGAACGAACCGUCUGUCUUAUUAAUACCCCUUCAAGAAAACCCAUCUGGGACAAGAAACGCAGAAUUAUGUCUCGAAAAUGAAUCUCUUUCUCACGAAUCUGAUCAAUACGUGUGUGACGCUAGUGACAGUGUUCCUUUUUCUCCUAACACACACUUGAAUAGAAACGACAGCUUUAUAUUAGCUAUAAAGAAGGGGAAACCUAACGGUUCGAGUCAUAAAAUAGCCAAUAAUUUUGGUUCAAAUAACAAUAGAAAACGAAGCAGUGAAGACUGUUGCAACAUCAUUUGUCCUUCUGGAAAUAAACCUUUUAAGAUGAACCCAAAUACGAAACCUGUUCAGAAAAUACCUGGUAAUUCUUCAGUUGGUACAAGUUGUUAUGGCUUUGAAGAACAAUUAGGAUCUUAUAUUAUGGCGAACUUUACGAGUGCUAGCUCCAAUAAUGCGUCACCUUCGCGUCCAUCUGUUUUGAAUCUCUACAACUGUGGUUUACCAGAUUCCCUUCAGCCAGCGAGAUUUACAAACACAUCAGUCGACGAAACGUCUCUCCCACGUACUACUGACAGCCAAUCGUCACAGACAGAUACGUCAAUUAAUAUAGUCGAUAAAACCGAAACGAGAUGGGUCCCACGACUUUGUUACACGGAAAGACCUGUUCUUAUCGAAAAUAACUGUCAGCUUCGAAAUCAUACACCUACAAGUGAAAGUAGUCGAGCUAUUGGUAAAAAAAAUUCAAUAUCAGAAUUUACCAGAAACGAAACGUCAAACAUCGAAAAUUGUAGUAUUACCUCAAACAUUCCGGACUUUUCAAAACCACAUAGACGGCAUUCUUUAGAAAGUCAAAUGUCUGUGUUAUACAAACCUGAUUUAACUAGUUUAAAGGAGGCAGGUAAUUCUAAACGUGAUUUAUCGAGCAUGAAACUUGCAGUAAAACUCCACGAGGAGUCGGCCAAUCAGAUAAAGCCAACUGCACGUAUCCAUCUCGAGUCUGAGGUACAACAGAAUGGAACAGACCACGACGCUACUUCAGAUAACAGCGUUCCGGAUUCUGGAAGGCCACAUCCAUCUGUUGAGGAAUUUUUGUCAAACAUGAAGAAACUCAAAGAACAAUCCAAACAAUUUUAUCGAAUGGAAAAGCAACAUAAUGGACUGACGUGUGACUUUCAUAACAAUAAACAAGAGGGAGCUACAAGCAGCUUUAAGAAAUCAUCUGUUCCAAUUACAGCGGAAAUCUCAAGCGAAGAAGACCAUCGAUUCGAGAGGAAUAUGUACGAUAGUAAAGAAAGAGAUGAGAAAGUUAUGGAUGAAGCAAUGGAAUACGUU
This is a messenger RNA of Limulus polyphemus (Atlantic horseshoe crab), 1781 nucleotides long. RefSeq lists its product as uncharacterized. The transcript is spliced from 8 exons. The record is from RefSeq and is a predicted model, not a curated record. The annotation marks the transcript as partial. Lineage: Eukaryota; Metazoa; Arthropoda; Merostomata; Xiphosura; Limulidae.